AUGACAUCCCCAAAGAAAACCUUCUUCCUCACCCCAACCGGGGACUACCACCCCACCGGAGGUCCAAGGGAACAUCAUCCUCUCACCAGCAACCCAGCCGAAGCCCUAAAUAGCACGAUCUACGAGGCUCCAGCCCCCGAGACCCUCUUCCCGGUUAGUACUAAGAUAGGCGUGACUUGGUCUGAAGAGGUGUGGCACUCGGGGACAUAUGGCUUAUGGGGGGAAUUCUUGUCUUUCUUGAGAUUGGGACUGGGUUUGGGUUUUGUUGCUGGUGGUGGUGGUGUGUCUCAUCGGUCGUCUGUGGAAGAUAUGUAUUCGUUUGAUGUGAUCGAGACUAGGGAGUUUAGUCCCUCUCAGGAGUAUUUGGUUCGCAAUAUGACGGCUCCUGCUGUGGUGCGUGGGGCGAAGGUUAAGUCUGUUGGGAGUCGAGGUUUGGGGAUGGACUUUAGGGUUGGGGUGGACGGAUCAGGGACUAGUGUGCCAGUGAAGAUCGGGCUAGGGAUGACGGGUGAACGGAAGGAUGGGAUUUGUCGUUCGUUUGAGGGCUCUUCUGACUUCAUCUUUGCUUUUAGGCUGAGGAGGAUUGUGGUCCAUCGUUCUGGGCAGAUUACCCAUGUUGAGUAUACGAAGCGAGCGAUGUAUGAUGCCGAUGGAGCGGGGAAUGCGAAUUCGCCUCUGCCGUUUGAGGUGAGUGGUUUAGCAAGCGAGGAUGCAUUUGCGGAGGAUUAA
Molecule: messenger RNA, 729 nt
Organism: Aspergillus caelatus
Lineage: Eukaryota; Fungi; Ascomycota; Eurotiomycetes; Eurotiales; Aspergillaceae
Exons: 2
Coding region: 1-729 (242 amino acids)
Source: RefSeq, a predicted model, not a curated record